GCGAAAACGAAUAAUAAAUACUGCGGCGAACUGCACAUGACUAUACAGAUUCUCUUUCUUCAGGCGUCUCUGUUUCAGGUCGCUUUAACAGAGCCAUUAGGUCGACUAGAAUGAGCUCCAUUGCGCUUGGUUUUGUUAUUUUAACCAGUCUACUAGUGAUCGGUAGCGCGGAGCCGUCUAGCUCUGAUGGACAUGCCAGUGUUCCUCCAAGAGGGUGGAACUCAUACGAUGCCUUCUCUUGGAUUAUCUCAGAGGAGCAAUUCUUGCAGAAUGCAGAUGUUGUCUCCAAGAAACUGCUUGCCCACGGAUAUAAGUAUGUUGUGGUCGACUAUUUAUGGUAUCGAAGGAAAGUAGAAGGAGCAUACUCGAACUCUCUAGGAUUUGAUGUGAUUGAUACAUGGGGAAGGCCACUUCCUGAUCCUCAGAGGUGGCCUUCUUCGAGAGGUGGCAAAGGAUUCAAAAAUGUGGCUGAUGCUGUUCACAAGAUGGGCUUGAAAUUUGGGAUUCAUGUCAUGAGGGGUAUCAGCACCCAAGCAGUCAAUGCCAACACCCCCAUUUUGGAUGUUAUCACGGGAGGUCAAUACAACGAUUCAGAGCGGCAUUGGCAGGCAAAAGAUAUUGGCCUAAAGGAGAGGGCCUGUCCUUGGAUGUCACAGGGAUUUAUGGCCGUAGACACUGAUAAGGGAGCUGGUAGAGCAUUCCUGAGGUCACUCUAUCAUCAAUAUGCUGAAUGGGGUGUUGAUUUUGUGAAGCAUGAUUGCAUCUUUGGUGAUGAUCUAGAUACAAGCGAGAUAUUAAUUGUAUCUGAGGCUUUACAAAGAAUAAGUCGUCCAAUUGUAUAUUCUCUCUCACCUGGAACACAUGUUACGCCAGCCAUGGCUGCCAAAAUUAGUAGCAGGGUGAACAUGUAUAGGAUAACCGGUGAUGAUUGGGAUGCAUGGGAACAUAUCAAAGGGCACUUCAAUAUAUCCAGAGACUUUGCUUCUUCUCACUUAAUUGGUGCUGAAGGACUAAAGGGAAAGUCAUGGCCAGACAUGGACAUGCUACCAUUUGGCCAGCUUACUGAUGUUGGUUCAAAUGAAGGGCCUCACAGAAAGUGCAAUCUCACCAUCGAUGAGCAGAGGACACAGGUUACUUUGUGGUCGAUGUUCAAGUCUCCCUUGAUGUUCGGAGGGGAUCUGACUCAAAUUGAUCAGACAACGCUGGGUCUUAUAACAAGUCCCACCCUUCUGGAAAUUAACUCCUAUAGUGGAAACAACAUGGAGUAUCCUUUUGUCCAUGCAAAGAGUCCACACUGUGAGAAUGUUCAGAUAACAAGGCCAGUUGUACCUGUGGAUGAAAACGAGGAUGUCAAUAAUGAUCUACAGUUAACUAGUUGCUCUAAUGUGAGAGCAAGGGGCUUCAUUUUGGAAGCUUAUAAUGGAGACAUAGAUCACAUAUGCUGGAAAGAAGGCAUAGCUGGAGAAAAUAUUUCAAGAUUCUGUCUGUACAAACGUCAACCUUUGUUAACAGAGGAAGAGCAAAUUGCAUAUGAAAGGCGAUAUUCUGGAAAAUUUCAUUUAGUGACAGCUGCAUCUGAUGAUCUGUGUCUUGAUUCUUCUAUAGACAGAAGAAAUUCCAUGGAGAAAUCAGCCUUCAUGAAAUUUUCCCCUUGUAGAUAUAGUGCUAACCAGCUUUGGGAUUAUGUUGAUGGAAAGCUUGUUGAUAGCUAUUAUGGUCUCUGUGCAACUAAGCACAUAUUAGAUGAUACUAAAUAUGAAGGAGAAGUCCGUUCUUGGAUUGCAACUGGAAGAAAAGGUGAAAUAUAUCUAUCUUUUUUCAAUCUUUUCUCUUGUAAGAUGACAAUAUCAACAACGAUCAAGGAGUUGGCUAAGGUGCUGCCUAAGGACUACAUAAGGAAAGGCUCCUGCUAUUGUUCUGAAAUUUGGACGAAUCAGCAGCUUGGGAUAAUAAGAAAAGAGUUGUCCAUGGAAGUCGCAGCACAUGGUUGUGCAGCAUUCGUCCUCAAAUGCCACUAGCAAUAUCCACACAGAGGUGAGGUACCAUGUAUAAGGAGAUUCACUCAACUUUCCAUGUCAAAUUGACGCUAGAACAGAGAAGUACGUGCAUGGAUCAGCAUGCAGUAUGCUUUAUGUGGGUUGAAUUGAAAUAUCGCUUCAGGUAAACUAUCAUAUUUAGGGGUUGAAAGUCCUUCCGUACGUUUAAGUGUUACCAUUGUUUAUUUUCGAGUCAAUGUGAUACCGGAACCUCUUCACUUACAUAAAGCAAAACUGUACUCAUCGAAA
Messenger RNA from Nymphaea colorata (pocket water lily), 2285 nucleotides. RefSeq lists its product as uncharacterized. Gene Ontology annotation, biological process: carbohydrate metabolic process. The record is from RefSeq and is a predicted model, not a curated record. Gene Ontology annotation, molecular function: hydrolase activity, hydrolyzing O-glycosyl compounds. The transcript has 14 exons. NCBI's taxonomy places the organism in Eukaryota, Viridiplantae, Streptophyta, Magnoliopsida, Nymphaeales, Nymphaeaceae. The coding region runs from base 111 to 2018 and encodes 635 amino acids.